UUCAGAUGUGUGGUUAAACCGUUAAACUGGAUGAUGCACUCUUUGAAACAGCUGAUACAAUGAGUGGUGGAGGAAGUAAACCCAGGGGUGGGAAGAUGGGUAUAUCGAUUUGAGCUGCUAGUGUGUCUGCAGAAGCCGUGCAGAAUGAAGAGAAGGAACAUUGGUUGAUAAAUUGAAUGUCGUUGGCAAAAUAAUUGCUGAUGUGGUGAGAAAUUACCAAGCAUAAAAGAUGCAGGUUUCACAUUUGGAGAUGGAACUCGCUAAAAGCCAGAAAGAGGUAAUGUUGUGUCUAUCAGAGUCUUUGUUUUGUAUGAGUUGCUAAGAAAAUUGAACUAAUUUGUAAGACCCGUUUUUCUGCAGAUUGAUAGUUUGAAAUCGGAACAUAGUUAUCUUAAGAAGCAGCUUGCAUCUUUGGAGGCUGCAUCACAGCUAAAGAAAGACGAGCUUGAGAAAAUUAUAUCUGUGUAGGAGAAAUAGAUCGAUACACUUGUGCCAGGGUAAAAGGAGCUGAAAGAGAAGGUUUGCAAAUAUGUUUUUUUAUGGUUUUCUUUUUCCAAUUGCUGUUUUACUGAAAUGAGAAGGCGGAUCAUUUAUCGAAGCUCUUUUUUUGGUUCAGGCUCUGGCGCUUUAGAACAGGAUUGAAAAUGCUGGUGGUCAAUUGUUGAAGAAUCAGAAGUAUUCAUUCUGUAAGUGAUCAUUCUCCUGGAAUUAUUGAAAUUACAUAAAAUCUCGUACGUGCUAUUGCUGAUAAAUGCUCUGAGAUCAAUCGCCAUAAAGUGCAAAUAGAGACAAGUCAGAAACUGAUAAAGAAGUUGACGAAGGGGACUGAAGAUUCAAGGAAGGAAAAGGAACGACUAGAAGAUGAAAAGGAAAAAACAAAAACUGGAAAGUGUUUUCAAAGAUAGAAGUGAAAGCCUUUGAUGUUCAAGAGAAGUACAAGAAAACACAGGAGUUCUGGUAGCUAAACUUUGCUGAUUGAUCUCCAGGGCUUGGUUGUGGCUUAAGUGUGGUUUGCUGGUUUCAUUACGUCUGUGGCAGUUAAUUGACGAACAUAAGGGAGUCUUGGAUAAAGCUAGGGAUGAUUAUGAGCAAUUGAAGGUGGUCGAUGAGUUGCAUGCAUCAGAGUUGCAGAAUCCAGAAUGAUCUUGUGGACCCUGAAAAGCUUCAAGCAACCUUGGCUGAUGGAAAUCUUUCCGAGGAUUGUGAUAUGAAGAAAGCCCUGGAAAUGGUUAUAUUGUUGCAAGCACAACUGAAAGAGAUGAAUCCUAAUCUCGAUUCGAUCACAGAGUACCGAGGAAAGGUUGCCCUCUAUAAUGAAAGAGUUGAGGAGCUCAAUGCAGUCACUCAGAACCGUGACCAUGUCAAAAGGCUGGAUGAGUUCUUGUCAGGGUUCAAUUCCAUAUCCUUAAAGUUGAAGGAAUUGUAUCAGAUGAUUACACUCGGAGGUGAUGCAGAGCUAGAGCUAGUGGAUUCUUUGGAUCCUUUCUCUGAAGAUGUUGUAUUCAGUACGCUGAGUUCCCUAGCUCUGGUUUUUGCACUCCACCAUUACAAGCCUACACCAUUGUAUGUGAUGGACGAGAUCGAUAGUCCUGAAAGACUGAUUCCAGUUGAACAAACGGCAAGGCAGAAGGUUGCAGAACUUAAGUCGAUAUUCAGAGAAAGAGUCAGGGUCUGUCCUGAAAGCAAUUUUACAUACCAAAGAAUCUAAAAGCAUUGAGGGGAUUUAAGGAAGAAUGGGGAACUUAGGUGCCAUUGAUGGUGAGUUUUACCUUUUCCUGGUAUUUCAACUUUCUACUAAGUAUCCUGCACUUGCAAGAAUGAUAUCUGAUCUACCAUAUUUGCAUAAUUUGAAUCCCUGGUAUAGUCACUUCGUCGUUGGCUAUUGUUUAUUAGACUGCCGGAAGAAGCAGAACUUGUAGCUCUAAAAGAGACCAACGAAUUGUUUCUCUCUAUUUUGAGGUUCAAUAGUCCAACUUGUCUUGUGAAUGGUGUCUGUUAUUGUAAACCUCUACCUUUAGCAGUUCAAGGCUUUUGCAUGUUUCUUAUGACAUUAUGGUCAAAGUCCCAGAGGCCUUUUUCUAUAACUUAUGUGCUUAUAUCAUUGCAGCAAAGUAUGAUGUUGCCUUAUCGACGGCCUGCGUUGGACUAGAUUAUAUCGUUGUUGAGACGACAGCGGCAGCCCAAGCAUGUGUUGAAUUGUUAGACGGGAGAACCUUGGAAUUGCAACUUUCAUGAUACUGGUAUGAGUUCCUUUUAUUGCUGGUUGUGCUAUUUAUGGUUAAUGCCAAAAAAUGACUCACUAGUUUGGAAGUUGGUAUCGAGACAGUUUUGUACAAUGACAAAGGAGAUGCCUUUUUGAUAGUGGCUGUUACUCUUUGCCAAUUUCGUGAAUUCUACCAUGAUGUCUGAAGAAUAGUUUGGUUCGUUGCAUGUAAUUGGGAUUUACUAUUGACGCUGGUAACAAAUUGAUGCCAAAGCUAGACUGACUUCUGGUUUUGAACAUGCAAGGCAACAAGAAUUGCGUAUGGAAACACAGACUUCCAACGUGUGGUUACUCUGGAUGGUGCACUUUAUGAAAUAGCUUGUAGAAUGAGUGGCAGAGGAAGGUACAUCGAUUGGAGCUCCUCCCUCUCUCUCUUAUCUUCUCAAUCCCACAAAGCUUCUUCCUUUCUCCUCGCUCUGUCAAUUAGAUCUGGCAAUUUCUACCAUGUCCCUGCCAAUUUCGCGUUCCUUCUUCAAAGUUUCCAUUGGUCCGAUAUCCAGAUCUCCUCCAAUUAUGAGAUUCCAUGGCUCGGCCGAUUUCGUCGAUCUGUGACUCCCGGCUUUUACCGACGAGAUUUGCGCCAACCACCCGAUGUUAAGAUUUGUACCUCCUUGUUUUAUAUUUUUCCUUACUUAUUUUCAUACUGUUCUUCUAGAUCUGAUUUUUUUUUAUAUUAUCACCAGACUACCGGCUCUGCCGAUUUAGCCUAUCGGCCACUCUCGGGUCUGCCGUUUUCGCCUAUCGGCGACUCCUGGCUCUAUCGAUUUCGCCGAUCCUAGACUCCCGCUUUUACUGACUAGAUCUCCUCCGACCACCGUAUGGUAAGAUUUGUACCUCUUGUUUAAUGUUUUUUUCAUACUGUUCUUCUAAAUCUGAUUUUUUCUGCAGAUUUCCCACAUGGAGGAUUGGUCAGCCGUACCUCCAUGGAUGGCAGUAGAGAGAAGCUGCCGUGCUAGGUUUUUCUCUCUCGUUUUAUUAGCGUUUUGGCCUAUUUGCUUUUUGUUUUUGCAACCGGUUUUGUUUUUGCUUUUUCUCUCUCAUUUCAUGAGCCCACAAUUCUUCCAAAAUGCCCAGCGGGCCUCCCACAUUUUGAGAAUUAUCUGAGGUACUAACGGCGUACUUUCAAAUGAUUUUGUUUACAGGGCCCAAACCAUGUCUGUGUUCAUAUAUAAAUGUCGCUAGUGAUCUCAGCGAAGAUUGAAAUUCAAUUUACAAUUUUCAAAUUUUACCUGUCCAAUUCCUUUUCAACUGGCUAUUUUGCCCCUGAAACCCUAGGUUCUCUUAUAUAAAUCCUUUGCUCUAAUGUAACAAAUUCAACAGUUUCAUCUUGAAGGGUUACUAAAUAUAACUUGUCCAUGAUUCAGAGCACCACCAAGAUGAACAGAGCUACCAAGCACAUGCUUAAGAACAUUCACGUUGUGCAAACACGGAUAAAACAAGAAUUAUGGAUUUGAGGGAAAAAUCAAAGUAUGCUUAAGAUCAAUCACGUUGCACUGCAAACGAAGAUGCAAACACAAAGAUAUAACGAGAAAUAUGGAUUUGAGUGAGAAAUCGUAGUAUGAACAACUAUGGCACAAAUUAAGAACAUACCUCACGGUAUGAGUUGGUGUGGGAUUCGCGAUGGCGGUAACAGAGAUCCAUCGACAUCACCUUCGAGCAGACAUUGCACUGCUAGUUUCCCUCAAACAUCUCCCUAGUGUGAGAAAUCGCCAUUAGCUCAGAUAACUCCUGGGAUUUGUAUGAAUAGAGAAAAGUCUCCUUC
This is a messenger RNA of Linum trigynum, 4025 nucleotides long. NCBI's taxonomy places the organism in Eukaryota, Viridiplantae, Streptophyta, Magnoliopsida, Malpighiales, Linaceae. The record is from the annotation of a GenBank genome assembly.